GAAGCUCACCCACUGGCAGUUGGCUGAGGUCCUUGGCUGCUUCAGUUGCUCAUUGUUGGCAUGAAUUUGGAAAUGACUUUUGAUGACAAGAUGAAGCCUGUGAAUGAGCAGCCUGAUCAGAAGUUAUGUCACAAGAAGGCUAAAGGUUUGCGUUUUCUUUCCUCCCAAUGGUGGUGCCCUGUUGCUAUGACUCUGGUCAUCCUUUGUGUGGGGUUAUUAGUGAUCGUUAUUAUACAGUGGAUGCAAUUACUCCAGGUAUCCGACCUCCUAAAGCAAUACCAAGCAAACCUUACUCGCCAGGAACAUACGAUAGAGGGACAGAUCUUAGCCCAGCAGCAGACAGCAAAUGCUUCACAGCAGAAACUCAAGGAAACAAUAGACACCCUCACCUGGGAGCUGAAGGAGAAAACCAAAGAGCAGGAGGGACUUCUGCAGCAGAACCUGAACCUCCAAAAAGCCCUGCAGAGAGCUGCCAACUUUUCAGUACUCCAGGUAUCUGACCUUCUAAGGAAAUACCAAGCAAACCUUACUCACCAGGAACGUAUCCUGGAGAGACAGAUCUUAGCCCAGCAGCAGGCAGCAAAUGCUUCACAGCAGAAACUCAAGGAAACAAUAGACACCCUCACCUGGGAGCUGAAGGAGAAAACCAAAGAUCAGGAGGAACUUCUGCAGCAGAACCUGAACCUCCAAAAAGCCCUGCAGAAAGUUGCAAACUUUUCAGGUCCUUGUCCACAAGACUGGUUAUGGCAUAAAGAAAACUGUUACCUGUUCUCUUCUGCACAGUCCUAUUGGGCAAAGAGCCAAGAAAACUGCCGGGCUUUAGAUGCACAGUUGCUACAAAUUAAUAGCAUAGAUAAUCUGAACUUCAUCUUGCAAGCAACUUCUCAUUCCACCUCGCCGUUCUGGAUGGGAUUGCAUAGGAAGAAAAAAAACGACCCAUGGCUGUGGGAGAAUGGCUCUCCAUUGCGUCCUCACUUAUUGAAGAUCAGGGGGAUUCCUUCCCAGGCUCAUCCAUCAGGCACCUGUGUGUACAUUCAAGAGGGAGGUAUUUUUGCUGACCACUGCAUUUUAAAUGCAUUCAGCAUCUGUGAGAAGCAGGCGCAGCUAUUGCCAACAGAGUGAAUUUAAAGAUUCUGAGAUAACAGGAGAAGACCAUGGGCUGUUUUGAAAUUGAAGCUAUUCUUGCUUACAUGAAUGUAAAACAUGAUUUUCCUGACAGCUGUCAGCUAACUACUAGCAUCGGUUCACAUCAGCGGAGGCAAGGACCAGAAGCAGAGAUCAAGGAUCCAGGUGUUUUCCUUCUUUGUAGUAAAUGUUGUGAGUUCAACUGUUUAUCCAUAUGGGUUAGCCUUGCCCUUCCCAAGCCUCCCCAGCCACCCUGAAAUCCUGCAUCUCUUUCUUGUUUUAAAUGAUGACUCCCGCCUGACCUGGAAAAUGCUUUCUAAUCAGUCUCCUAUACCUCAGUGCGCCUUAUGGAGCUGCAAGGAAGACAGAAUUGUGGAGAACCUUUUCGAAUGCAGGCAGGGGGCUCAGAAGGGAAGUGUGCCUGUGAAGCAGCAUGCAAAGAAACAGAACAGAGCAAAAGCCACACUGCAAGAAGGAACUUGUGCUCCUGCUAGAAGCCACAGCUUGACCUCUGUAACUGUGGUCCAUCUCCAGACUAAAUCAUUUACACAUUCACAUUUUUUAAUUUUAUAUUUAUUUUAUGUUGAUAGGGGUUUGCCUACAUGUAUGUCUGUGUACCACAUGAGUGUCUGAUGCCAUUCGAAGGUCAUAAAACAGCAUAAGAUCCCCCGGAACUGAAAUGUACAGGUGGUUGUGAGCUGCUAUGUAGAUGCUAGGUAUUGAACUCAUGUCCUCUGGAAAAACAGCCAGUGCUCUUAACCACGAGCUGCCUUUCCAGCCCCCGUGAUCAGUUCUUACGUAACUUAUCUCUUCCUCUUUUCUUUACCAAACAACAGUAUUGUGACUUUAACCCUGUAAAACAAUAUUUGUUAGAACCAAAUAAUAUGUGGCCCCAAAGCAAAACCAGAUUCCCCCCCCCUUAAAUUACACAUCCCUUGUAGACAGCCUGUCCUUGAUCCUGUCGUGCUAUGCUAUGAUUCAGAAACACACAUGACCCAAAUGAAAGAAACUAAGUUUCAGGACAAGUUUUCAGAGCAGUAUGAGCUGAGUAUUAAAAUGGUGUUCUAUUAGAACAGAUGAACUAAGUAAGUCCUAUUUUCAAAGCCUCCAUUUCCCCCACAAACUUCCAGACACUUCCACUUCAAAGGAAGCUUUCCAUUGUUCUAGGCCAACAAUCGUGUGUGUGUGUGUGUGUGUGUGUGUGUGUGUGUGUUUAUAUAUAAUAGAUGCAUCCUUAGGAAGAUGAGACAGGGAUUAUUUUCAUUGGCAGUUUUGCUGUGUAAUGAACUUACAAUAAAUUGAAUUUGUAAGUACUGUACACCGUGCUUGUUGUCAUCAUCAUAACCAAGAUGAGCACAUACUGUCACUUCUCCCCUCCCCAAUGCCUUCUCCCUAGAACAAACGCUGAACUGCUUUCAGCUUACAUUUCAUAGAGUUUAUAAUUUUUUAAGACAGGGUCUCACUAUAUAGCUGUGGCUGGUCUGGAACUCACUACUAUGUAGACCAGGCUGACCUCUCUAAUUGACAGAGUUGGUCCUGCCUCUGACUCCCAAGUUCUAAGAUUAAAGGAUUCACUGCCACAUGUGACUCACAGUUUAUAUGAAUGGGAUUAUGUAAUAUGUAUUUUUUGGCCCAGCUUCUUUCACUUGGUGCUAUUAUUUUGGUGUGCAUAUAUUUCCAUCUCAGUGUUUUUUUUUUUUAUCAGUUCCUUGUUCUUUUUAAGUGUUAAGCAUUCCACUGUGGGUACACACUGCUAAUUGUUUAUCUGUGUAUUUUUGAUGCCGUUUGGGUUGUUUCAGUUUGGGUUCACCUACAAAUAAAGCUACUCUGAAUGUCUGUGAGCAAGUGUUUGGCUAAACCCAGGAUCUGAUUUCUCAGGUAAGCACCUCCAAGUGUGAUAUUCAGUUCAUGCUGUACAUAGACAUAUAGUUAGUAAUCUGAGAAACGGCUAAAAGUUUUUCCAGAGUUAAGGCACUUGGCAUUCUCACCAGGAGUGUAGAAUGAGCCAGUUCCUUUUCACCUGCACCAUAAUUCAGUAUAGUCAAUAUCAUAGCUUCAACCCUUCUUUUUGAAGAUCUUAAUUAUUUUAGAUCUGUUUAUUUUAUCUGUAAUAGUUCUUUCCUUGAAUGUAUGUUUAUGUACCACAUGCACGCCUGCCACCACAGGAGGUCAGAAGAGGGCACUCUGUCUUCUGGAAUUGGAGUUACAGAUGAUUGUGAAGCCAUCCUGUAGGUCCUGGGAACUGAACCCAGGUCCUCUGGAAGGACAGCCAGCACUCAACUCCUGAGCCAUCUCUCCAACCCUUUCGCUGUCCUUAUAGGUAUAUAGCUGUGUAUCGUUGCAGUUUUAAUUUGAAUUUUGAAAUGGCAAAUGCUCUUGUGUUUAUUUUCAUGUUGCUAUUUACUAUCCGUACAUUUUCUAUGGUGAAAUGACUGGGUACUUCUUUCGAAGAUUUUGUUUUCUUAGGUUUUAAAUCUGAGGGAUUUACAUAUUUGAGAAUAAAAAAAGACUGAUAUGGAACAAAAAUUUCUUAGUUAGGGUUUCUAUUU
Messenger RNA from Cricetulus griseus (Chinese hamster), 3674 nucleotides. NCBI's taxonomy places the organism in Eukaryota, Metazoa, Chordata, Mammalia, Rodentia, Cricetidae. The record is from RefSeq and is a predicted model, not a curated record.